This is a messenger RNA of Fopius arisanus, 528 nucleotides long. RefSeq lists its product as uncharacterized. Gene Ontology annotation, biological process: spliceosomal snRNP assembly. Gene Ontology annotation, cellular component: SMN-Sm protein complex. Gene Ontology annotation, molecular function: RNA binding. The transcript has 2 exons. The record is from RefSeq and is a predicted model, not a curated record. The coding region runs from base 36 to 476 and encodes 146 amino acids. Lineage: Eukaryota; Metazoa; Arthropoda; Insecta; Hymenoptera; Braconidae.
UGUAUUUUUUUCUCCCUAAUUUUCUCCAGAAGCAUAUGAUUACACGCAUGAGUAUCUUUGACUGUUUGGUCGCUCUGCACUUGAUAAUCAUCAUUGUAAAGAAUAUAAAAUUUCAGGAAAUACACUUAUACUGGCUUAAAAAAAUGAGGGAAGAGGUUAAUAUGACAGGGAGUGAAUCUCAUGAGCCUUUACAUAAUCAAUCCCCGAAAUUUGUAAAUCCCCAAGUGAAGGAAGCCAGAGUAUUUUUGAGAGAAAGAUUUCUUCGAUUUGUCACCGGAAUCGUGGGUGAAAAUGUGACUUUUAAUCUAUACGAGAAUUCAAAAGUUUCGGGAGAAUUUCGCGGUUGCGACGUGGAUUGCCUAGACAUAUACCUACAAAAUUUGCAAACACCCCUUGGACAAAUUCCUGGAGCAAUUAUUCGUUCAUCAGACAUUAUUAGUAUUGAAGUAGACAAUAUCAAUAAUAUAAACCGAUAAUUUUACAAAAUUCCAUUCAAUUGUUUAAUACAAAAUCAUGUAUAUUUUUUUU